AUGGAUUCCCACAUCCCAACUCUACUCAUCACCACACUACUCCUUUCCAUAUCUCCAAAACCAGUACUCGGAGGCGAUCCCGACAUCCUCACAGACUUCAUCGCGCCGCCCAACUCGCCGCCGCCCAACGCCACCUUCUUCACAUUCAGCGGGUUCCGGUCCCUGGUGGCGGCGCCGGUCCCGGCGAAAUUCCAGGUCGUGAAGGCGACGAUGGAGCAGUUCCCAGCCCUGAACGGGCAGAGCGUGUCGUACGCGGCCCUGCUGUACCCUCCGGCGUCGGCGAACCCGGUCCACACGCACCCGCGCGCGGCGGAGCUCCUCUUCCUGACGCAGGGGGAGCUGGAGGUGGGCUUCGUCGACUCCGCCAACAAGCUCUACACGCAGACGCUGCAGGCCGGGGACAUGUUUGUGUUUCCCAAGGGUUUGGUGCACUUCCAGUACAACGCCGACGCUCAAGUUCCGGCCUUCGCCGUGUCGGCUUUUGGGAGCGCCGCCGCCGGCACUGUUUCGCUGCCCAACGCGCUCUUCAACUCCACCGUUGAUGACACUGUUCUCGCUCUCUCUUUCAAGACCGAUGUCGCCACCAUUCAGAAAAUCAAGGCAGGGUUGAAGGGAUAGAGACGGAGAAAUUAAUUAAGAGAUUUUUUUCGAUAUUUCGUUUGAAAUAUUUUUUGUUUAAACCUAAUAUGUAAACCGAGUGUGGUGUUCAAUUAGGGAAGGUGUUAAGCUUUUUUGAUGGAAUAACAGCUGCUUUUGACU
Molecule: messenger RNA, 759 nt
Organism: Salvia miltiorrhiza (redroot sage)
Lineage: Eukaryota; Viridiplantae; Streptophyta; Magnoliopsida; Lamiales; Lamiaceae
Product: germin-like protein 9-3
Exons: 1
Coding region: 1-618 (205 amino acids)
Cellular component (GO): cell wall
Molecular function (GO): manganese ion binding
Source: RefSeq, a predicted model, not a curated record